Molecule: messenger RNA, 8501 nt
Organism: Maylandia zebra (zebra mbuna)
Lineage: Eukaryota; Metazoa; Chordata; Actinopteri; Cichliformes; Cichlidae
Source: RefSeq, a predicted model, not a curated record
CCCCCUUACAAAUGGAUUACGGUCAUUUAAUGAUGAAACUAUCCGCGGAGAGACUGAUUUGGAAACAGGCGAAUCUUCCUCGGGAUUGAAAUGGAUACAUUUGUGCGCUCUCCGGCUGUUGACAGUGAUCAGAUUUGGAAUCGCCCGACCUGGAUUGUAACAAUGUUGUGAUCCCCCGCACACACUUGGAUAUAUCAACACUACAACACAGGCUUUUUUUGUUUUAAUUUUUUUAAUGCAUUUUGCACUUCUUUUUGAAAACGCCCAUCCGACCACUCCGAGCCUAUUAUCCGGACCUCUUGUGAGGUUAUAAACCUGCUUGUUUUUUUAAAUUUCAUUUUUUAUAUAUAAAUUGUUAUUUUUAAUUUUUUUUUAUAUUUUUGGGGGGCAGAUUCGUGAGGGAACCGAUUUGUCAGCCCCUGCUCGGUGUUUGAUAACCGAUGUAGGAUUUCGACAUGCCCUGCGCUGACGACCCCAAAGGCGGACCAUUAUGACUACAUCGGCGAAUUGGGUGGCUAACGGGGCAAGCCUUGAGGACUGCCACUCCAACAUCUUCUCUCUGGCGGAGUUGACGGGCAUUAAAUGGCGUUGCUACAGGUUCUCCAGCGGCGGGGAGUACGGGCCCGUGAUCUCCGCCCCGGCCCAGGACGACCCGGUUCUGCGCAGCUUCAUGCGCUGCGUGCAGUCCAACCUGCUGUGCGUGUGGCGACGCAAAAUCAAGCCCGAUGCCAAGGAGCUGUGGAUCUUCUGGUGGGGCGAAGAGCCCAACCUUACUGGUGUCAUUCAUCAAGAGCUGGAAGUUGGUGAGGAGGGCCUGUGGGAGUGUGGGCUUUCCUACGAGUGCAGAACCCUUCUGUUCAAGGCCAUACACAACCUGCUGGAAAGAUGUUUGACGGAUAAGGGGUUCGUGAGGAUUGGAAAAUGGUUCUUCAAGCCGCACGAGCUGGAGGAGAAGUCUUUAGGCAACACCGAACACCUGUCGUGUUCCUUCUCCUUCUUCCUCCACGGAGAGAGCAACGUGUGCACAAGUGUGGAGAUUGCCCAGCACCAGCCUGCGUACCACAUCACAGAACACCACAUCCGUCUCGCGCAGACCUCCGUCACACCAGUACAGGUGAUCCUGAGUCCGUACGGUCUGAGCGGCACUCUUACAGGUCAGGCCUAUAAGAUGAGUGAUCCAGCAGUGCGGAAGCUGAUGGAGGAGUGGAGCUACUUCUACCCCAUGGUACUUCAGCAGAAAGAGCUAGGUGGAGAGAAGGAAAAGGAGGAAACAAGCCAGGCCUACGAUCGCAACAGUCACGUGGCGGUGGAGGUCGUUGUAGGUGGAGUAAGAAUGACCUACCCAUCUGCUUUCGUGCUAAUUGCCCAAGGAGACCUACCAGUGGAGCAGCCUCCACCUGUUCCCACAGCUCAGGGCCUCAACAAAGAGCUGAACCACUGCAGCGUGCCACUGACGCCACCAACAUCACCAGAGCAGCCAUGCUCCGCGGACAGCGGCUUCGUAACCUCGGCCUCGAGUGUGCCCACACCAGACAGCAGCAUGAGUAUCACCAGCAUCAGCCCAAAGCAUUCUGGGAAGAAGCUGACUUGUCAGGUGGUCCAUCAGGCCUGGAGGGAGUGCUAUCUCAACCAGCCUCAACAUGUACCGAAUCAGUCAACUGAAGUAACGCCUCGAAAGGAAGUGCCAAAUGGAGUUACCACGUGGGAUUUCAACGAUCUGGGAGCGAGAGCACCUUGCAGCUGCUCUAGGUUAAAGCAGCAGAAGUCGAAUCUGACCACUGCGUCCACUGCCAACUCCCAAACUAGUGCCAACCCCACUCAGUCUUCUGGCCCAUCAUUAUACACUCCCUCCCUGCCCAAACACAAGACCAGUGACAAGACAGAAAAGGGUGACAAACAGUCCAAGAGGCCAGCUGUUAUUCCUUUCCACCAUCGUCUGUCUGUCACACAGGAGAGUCCUCUGGAACAGGACUCUCCAGGAGGCCCCAGCUCGUCCCUGGCCACUCUGCCAACCUGCAAGUAUUCCAAGCCCCACUCCAAUGGCAGAAAAGCCCCCGAGUCCCUUCUCCAUUCACCAGUAUCUCCACUUCCACCCACUCUUAGCCCGCAUCCCCGGGUACAAGACCCAGAGGCUAUGGAUGGGCCUGUGGAUAUGCCCGCCUGUCAAGAUGGCGCUUCAGGAUUGGGGGUGAUUACUAGCGAGACAGCUGUGUAUGCAGCUCUGCUGAGGCAGAGGGAGAGUGGUGCUGGCUGGUGGAGAGGCUUCAGGACUCCCAGGACUGAUAAGACUGACUUUAGACCCUCUGAACUCCCCAUUGAUAAACUAGAGGAAGUGACAACAGACACAACCAUCGAGGGAGCUUCGCUUAAAAGACUAUACGCACAGGCGCACAAGAGAUUUAAACUCUCAGAGGAGAGAGUGAGGCAACACAUCCAAACUUUGGGCCUGUUCCAGCAGCCAGGUGUCGAGGCACUUCGGGAUAAUGGGGACGAUCCCUAUGACUUUAAGGAAGGAGACAUUGAGUACACUUUCUCCACUUCCAAGAGAUUAAAGGGUCAAGGGCGAGAACCCAGCAAGAAGGCCAAGGGAGAAGAAAUCACCAGCAAUGGAGCGUUAACUGAUGGAAAAGAUGCUAUGUCCAUUUUUAACUCUGCUCCAAAAUCAGACGAAUCAGGCCAGGACGACGGAGCUGCUAAAACCAAUCCCUCUCUGACCAGAGAAAUAGAUCUAGUGGUCAACAUCUCUGAUCUAGACAACAUACUUGAUGAAGACGAUGAAGACCCGGGGACUGUUUACCCAAACCAGCACUCAACUAAGGUACCAGUGUCAACAGAAGAUCGUCCUAUUGGAAAAGAAGGAAGAGUUGCAGUACCUUAUCCAUCAACAGUAGCAGAUCUCCAGCGGAUGUUUCCCACCCCGCCUUCUCUAGAGCAGCACCCAGCCUUCUCUCCCAUCAUGACCUAUCGGGACACCCCUAGUCAAGAGCCCCCUGCGCCCACUGGACCAGCUGACCACCUUCCUGCAGCAGCCUCCACCCAGCUGACUGAACACAGGAUGGAGGUGGAGGAUGACAUUGGUAGUCCCAGGCAGGAGGAUAUCAAGCCGCUGAUAGGCUCCUCCAUGUUUGCUCCACUAGCCUGCCUACCCAGCCAGAAUCUUCCACCACUCAAGAUUCCUGAACAGUGUUAUUACCGUCCUUCCUGGUCCUUGUUGCCCAAGAUGGAACAUUUCCCCACGGUCAUGCAUCCCCAGAAUUCUGCUUUCACCAAGGAUGGAUACAUAAAUAUUCCCAGUGUUCCCCUUGCUGACCAGGACUAUGUGCAGAUGAGUGGAGCUGCUGCCUCUACCAGUACCACUACUGGCAUCCUCCCAUCUCCUGCCACCCCACGCUUCUCUGUGCCCACCCCAAGAACUCCACGUACACCACGGGGUAUUAACACUGCAAGCUCUGGACAGGGUUCAGUAAAGCAGGAUGGUACUGAGCUUAGCUCACCAGUUUCCACCCCUUCGACAAGCCUGCCUCUCAGCUCUGUAGAGCCCCUAGCUCGGCCGGGCCCGUCUCUGCCUGAGGCCCACAGCCUGUACACAAUCCUCCUCCUCUCAGACUCUGUCCUCAGUGUCUUCAAGGAUCGCAACUUUGACAGCUGCUGUAUUUGUGCCUGCAACCAGAAUGUCAAAGGAGCAGAUGUGGGGGUUUAUAUCCCAGAUUCCACUGGUGAAGAUCAGUAUCGCUGCAUGUGUGGCUUCAGCGCCAUCGUGAACAGGCGACUGGCCCUCGGAACAGGCCUCUUCCUGGAGGACGAGCUCGACAUUUUUGGUCGAACCUCCGAAGUAGGGCGAGCAGCUGAGAGGAGGUUAGCACUUUCCAGACGGGACCCGACUAUGGGAGACUCCAAGGCCAAGCGGCCGCAGGAUGCAGCGCCUGCCUCUCCUGCGGUCAUGGUCCUUUUACAGGAACAGUGCUCCCACCCAAUUUCUUCUCUGGCUUCACUUCAUUUCCCCCUGAGCUGCUCCUGCCACGGCCGCAAAGGGGCACUGCUCCAGAGCUGGAUGUCUGAAAAGCAGUGGGCAGAUGGGAGUGAUGCCUGUACGGCCUGCUACAAUGCUUUGGAGCAGGGACUUCAGUAUGUGGAUAACCCCACAGGAGGGAAAGUAGAUCUAUCCGUUGUCAGAAGUACCGCUCUCCACUCCUGGCCUCACACUAAUGUGGUGGAUAUGAGCAUGUUGUCGUCACAGGAUAUGGUGCGUAUGCUGCUGUCUUUGCAGCCUUUCCUGCAGGAUGCCAUCCAGAAAAAGAGAACAGGACGGACCUGGGAAAACAUCCAGCAUGUUCAGGGUCCGCUCACCUGGCAGCAGUUUCAUAAGAUGGCCGGGAGAGGUUCUUAUGGUUCAGAGGAGUCUCCGGAGCCCCUGCCCAUUCCUACAGUGCUGCUGGGUUAUGACCGGGAGCGGGACUUCUUGGCACUGUCCCCGCUGGCGUUGCCUUUCUGGGAGAAGUUGUUGCUGGAACCUUACGGUGGGCAACGAGAUGUUGCUUAUAUGGUGGUUUGUCCCAACAGCCCCUCGCUUUUGUCUGCUGCCCGAUCCUUCUUUCUGGAGCUUAGUGCAGUUUAUGAGACAUGCCGUCUUGGGAAGCACCGUCCGCUGGCCAAGGUGUCCAGAGAUGGCAUCGUGCGCGUGGGAGAAGAUGUGGAGAAAGAAAAGCUGGAGGAGCUGGAUGUGGAUCAGUGGUUGACUGGACCCUGGGUUGGACAGCAGCACACUGACAACCUCAACAAACUCAAACUUUAUGCUUAUGCUUGCAAGCAGCAGCUUGGCCCCCAGCUCUCUGCCCUGCCAUUGGACAGCAGUCUUCUGUUACCUCCCAAAGCCCAGCCGCCUGUGAACAACACAUCCUCAGCUCAGCCUUCUUCUUCCACUCAAGGAGAACAAACUACAGGUGGUGCCAGUUCAGUAAAUGCUUCAGCCCCAACUGGAGCAACCGCAGGCCCGACAGAAGAGAUCCAAGGAGGAGCCAGUGACUCCAAAGGACCUCCUAGUUCCACCCCACCAGCCAACACACCAGCAGAAAACCCUGAACUCUCUUCCGAGCAGUCUAGAAUAGGCAUCCCCACUGUGGCUGACUCAGUGGACAGCCAUGCCAACCCACCAGCUAUUGUUAUUUACAUAGUGGACGCUUUCCUGAGCUCAAGCGGAGCGAGAAACGAUGGAGGGGAGGAGGAAGAAGGUGACGAGGUAGAGUCAAGUAGCAUUUGGCUGCUAGGGCUUCUCCGCUGCUACACAGAGAUGCUGCAGACACUGCCUGAAACAACAAGACCCGCACUGGUGCUACAGGUGGUGCCGUGCCAGUAUCUACUCCAGCCAGCUAGCGGAGAGAGCCAUUUGUACCUGCAACACCUGCGCUCCCUGGCCUUCUCUUGUUACUCUCAGUGCAGGCGUCUACUACCCCAGCAAACACAUAUCAAGUCCUUGACUGGUUUUGGCCCAGUUUCCACUGUCAGUUCGGUACUUAAGAGUCCAGAGCACCCCAGCCCACUGCAGCUGUACACUCCACCAUUUGUGCUCGGUCCAAGCCGUCCCAAGCAGCCAGAACCAGGAGAAAUAUGGGCAGAGCUGCCUCCCAAAUACAACGUGCUCUUUGUAGGAUACUGCCUGUCACAUGACCAGCGUUGGCUGCUUGUUUCCUGCACUGACCAGCAAGGAGAGCUCUUAGAGACUUGUAUCAUCAACAUUGAUGUGCCGAACAGAGCCCGCCGUCCUAAGGCGUCAGCUAGGAAGAUGGGACUACAGAAGCUGUGGGAGUGGUGCAUUGGCAUCAUUCAGAUGACAUCGCUGCCAUGGAGGAUUGUUAUUGGUCGAUUAGGCCGACUAGGCCACGGGGAGCUUAAAGACUGGAGUUCACUCCUUGGGGAGCACUCCCUCCACUCAAUAGGACGCCAGCUGAGGGAGGCGUGCCGCAUGUGUGGGAUCUCAGCUGCUGACUCUCCAACAAUCCUCAGCGCCUGCCUGGUCGCCUUGGAGCCACAGGGCUCCUUCGUGGUCAUGCCUGAUGCGGUUACCAUGGGCUCUGUGUUUGGCCGCAGCACUGCUUUGAACUUGCAGACCUCGCAGCUAAACACACCUCAGGAUGCUUCCUGUACACACAUUCUAGUCUUUCCAACUUCUUCAACUACCCAGCUGGCGUCCAGCUCCUACCAGACAGAAGACAAUAAUGAUGACAUGUUUGAUCUUCCCUUUCCUGAUGAACUGGAGAAUGACAUUGGCAUUGGCAUAAUGCUGAACCUCCACUCUUCACCCAACACCUCUCCCGUGCCCUCGCCUGGGUCUCCAUCUGGGAUGGGAAUGGGAUCCCAUUUCCAGCACACCAGGAGCCAGGGAGAGCGCUUGCUGUCAAGGGACAAUCCCCCGGAGGAGCUAAAGCAGCAGCCGCUGGCUCUGGGCUACUACGUCUCCACUGCACAGGCGAACGGACUUCCUCACUGGUUCUGGGCCUCUUGCCCGCAGGCUGAGAAACAGUGUCCGCUUUUCCUCAAGGCCUCUCUCCACCACCAUAUCUCCAUAACACAGUCAGAUGAGAACGUGUCAGAGAAGACUAAGAGGGCCCCACACCCCUUGGAUUCAAAGACCACUUCUGACGUGCUCAGGUUUGUGCUGGAGCAGUACAAUGCCCUCUCUUGGCUGACGUGUACCCCUGCCACUCAAGAUCGCCAAUCCUGCCUGCCCGUCCACCUGGCCAUACUAGUCCAGAUGUACAAUGCCAUCCUAAACAUGCUUUAGCUUUUGUGAGACUUCCAGGACAGCAGUCAAGGGCCGAGGGUUAGCUUAAUUUCUCCUGUGCCUACACCUCUUUCCGACCACCAGAGGGCACCAGAGCUCCUCUGUUCUAUUAGGUAGACAUGGAUUGAUGGCAAAUAAAGGACAGGACAAGCCAGACAAUCCCAUUCCUGGAAUGUAACGAAUAAAAGAAGAGCGAAAUGUUUUCAACAGCAACGUCACUCAGCUGCGACGCAGUGGAAAGCCAGUGCAGGGUGUACCUUCAGAAAUGGGUCUGUGAACAUUUCGGGGAACACGGACAGAUCCAUCCCAACUAUGCCUAUCCAAGAAAAAAACUAAAAACAAACCAUUAUAUCCCACAUGGGCAGCAUCUCUUUGUGUGUUUUGAAGCAUCUGUGGACGACAUUUACAGAGAAGCUCCGUACGGUUCUUUUUAAAACACCCUCAACUGUCAAAAGGGACUUCUGUGCAGGGUCACAUGACUCCACAUGGCGUGUUUUACAACCAGCAGAGUGACGUGAGAUCACAAGCGCGUGUCUUUGUUACAUCAAAGGUGUUUUUACAUUUUUUGUAUAGAACUGAGCUCCUUGUGUCUCUCGGUUGCUGGUUGGUUACAGAAACUUUUACCUUCACUCUGAGAGGAGCAACUCCCACUCGCUCCAGAAGGGGGGACUAUUUGAUAAUGGCACUUUUUUCCCCCUCGUACCUUCCAAAGUGUUGUAGAUAUGAACACGAUGGAAAAUAUUUGUACAGUUGAGUAACAUGUGUUGUUUAUAAUGUAUGGCAUACAUUUACAAAGAAUCGAGACUUAUUUUUAAUAUUUAAAACGAGAAAAUGAGAAACUUAAACAAGGCCUUUUUGUUCCCAUUCGACCAUUAAUCGUCUUGGGAUCUGAAAUAAAAAUUUGUCAUUUUAAUGCAGUUGUAAAGACGCCAUAUUUAUACAAAUUAUAUCAUGUCAUAGAAUUUGAUAUACAUAUAUAUAUACAUAUAUAUAUAUAUCUAUAUAUAUGUGUGUACAUACAUAAAUAUAUAUUACCUCUUUCAAGCAGGCACUUAAUGUUACUGGGGAUGGGCACAGUCUGAGCAUUUAUUAAAGAUGCAUUUUAGUUUCUUUUUGUUUUCUACAGAUGCUGAACAUUUUAACUUUUUAUUUAAGUUAAAUUAAAUUCACGCAGGAGAUACGCUAUGAACUGUAUAUUUAUAAAGUGUUCCUAUUCUCCUAACAAAAACUUGAAAUAGGCAAUAAAAUCCACGGUAUUGCGAGAUUAUGAAACAUUUCCGAAUGAUGCUUUACUUUAUUGGCUCUCCUAAAUGAUGUCAAGAAAACCAUUAGAAAGGCCCGUCUCUCUCCAGCUUCCCUCAGUCUGCUCUUUGUUAGAUUCCUAGCAUGUUUGUAUAUACACUUUUCAGAUGUGCUUUUUGGAGUUUCUUAAAAUUGUACAUUUAAUGCUGGUUGGUUUACUUUCACUUAAUUCAUAUCAAAGUAUUUUUUUCCCUUUGAGCUUUUUUUUUUUUUGAUAUACAGUAUACAGUGCAAAACUCAUUUAAUUACAGCCAAGAGGUUAAAUUGCCAAGUAAGUAUACACAAAUGUACAAAGGCAAGUUUGCAGAAAUUUGUUACAUCUGUCAUCACUUUGAAUAUCAAACAGAUCCACUUUGGUGGGAGAGAUCUGUUACUUUUACACUCUUUUUUUUAGUAAAUUAUUAAAACUCUUGCAAAUGAA